GCAAUAAAAAGCUAUUAUUAUGGUGUAAGUAUUUUCUUUUUGCAUCAACUGUCAUCAGCUUAUAAGAUUAGGAGUACUUUACUGAAUUAAAAUGGCGGUGGCUACCUAACCUAACUGACGCCGUGUCGCAUCUCUAUAUUCUAGGACUCUAAUCUAUAUCUGUGACAGUCUCUGUCCUGUUGUCUAUGGUUGGCAAUUGGCAUUAUGUACUUUAAGUACCGAGUUUGUGUAACUUUAAGGACCUACAUAAAAUGAUUACUUACAUUCUUGGUUUUAAAUAGCGGAAUAAGCGCUGAGUCUAAUUAGUAAUAUAUAGAAAUUUGUGGCAUUAUUAGAGAUCAGUGUUCGUCAUACAUGCUGAUCCUAAAGCAAUACUUAUGAUUUAGUUAUAUUAUAGAAAGAGAGAAAUAGUUACGUUAUACUCGUGGAACAUGUCGAUCGAUCAUAGUGGCAAAGGUUAUACUCCUCUUCCACAAAGUAUAAGCAAUACUGAUACCGAAGAUGAGGAGGAACGUUUAACUCAAUCUAACGAUAUUACUUACAAAGUCGACAAUACUACGAUAGCGGAAUUACAUUCAAAUCAUGAAAAUGGCAUAUUUCAUCCGUUGGAUGAAACCCAAAAUCUAGAAAAUAACACAAGAAACAAACAAAAUAUAAUCAAAUGUUAUCGAGAUGAUAUACCAAUAAUGGUAAUUGAGGGAAGUGAACAAGAUAAUUUUUGGAAAAGAAAAGAUAUAUCGCCAAUAAGGCGUUUUUGUUUAUUUGUAUCUAUAUUAAUAUGCAUUAUUACAAUAGUUAUUUUUUUGUAUGUAUUACCUUGUGAUAGUUCAAUGAUUUGUUCACCAAUUAUUGAGCCACAUUCGUCUGUAUCGUGGGAUAAAACAUUGCAAGAUGUAGAAAUAUAUGGGCCUAUUACUGUAGUACCUGGAUCUCCAUACAAUCUAAUAUUUCUUCUUCAUGGUGAACAAUAUAAAAGAAAUGAUACAAAAGAUGAAGUAAUUCAUCAGAGACAGAUACCUUCAGAAGGAGGAGGAGUUAUAUCAAUGCAAGGAAAUAAUGGAUUACCAUUAUGGCUGGUUCCAUUAAAACAAUUACCUAUUAUUAUAGAUUGUACUAGUAUUGAUAUUGAUCAAUCUGGAAAACCGGACUGUAUUGUUGUCGGUGAAGAAGGCCUACUCAUUAGCAUAGAACCGAUUGCUGGAACAAUUCAUUGGAGUUCCACAAUUCGUACAGUCCCUAAAUUACCAGUUAUUAUACCAGACAUUGAUACUGAUAAUAUUGAAGAUUUAUUAAGUAUAACAAUAGACGAUAAAAGUAUAUCAUCUCUUGUUUUUUUAUCUGGGAAGACUGGUCAAUUGUUGGAACGUUAUUCAAUUAAUAAUUGUAUUUUCAUUGAUAUAUAUAACCUUGUUUCUAAUGGCACUAUAUCCUAUAAUUGUUAUGAUGACAAUGCAAAAUAUGUAACAAGAUUCAUGUCUUUGAAAAGAUUAUUCCAUAAUUUAAAGAUAACACAGAUACAUAAAAAAUUUUCAGAAUCAGCAGCAUUACCACGACUAUUUGAAAUAAUAAAACCAUAUGAAGAUGAAUAUAGUUGGAGACCUACUUCUUAUCAUCAUUUGACUAUAGAAAAUGAAGGCGUAUGUCCAGGGCAAUUUUGUCAUACAAAUAUAAAUUUAACUUUGCAGAGAUUAACAAAUGAACCAAUAACUUUGUGGGAUCAUGUAAGUUCAAACACAUUUGCAUCUAAACCAGUGUUUUUAAUAACUUCGAAUAAAUCUUAUACUUUUGGAUUCGCCAUUAAGUUCUGGCAAUGGAUGGAUUUACCAUUGAAACAUAUAGAAAAAACAAUUAUUAUGGAACAAACACUUAUAGAAAGAGUUCUCAUAGUUUUUGUGAAUUAUACAGAUGUUCAAGCUAUUAAUGCUAGUCAAUGUGAUGUAAUACAAUUGUGUCAACAUAAACUUAACUGUCAACCAAAUUUAAAUUCACGAAAACAAUUUACUUCUGUAGAAGUCAAGUAUCUCGAUAACAAUGAAUUUCCAGAAUUGAUAAGUUAUUGGUCUUCAUACAAUACAGAUUCAAUGAAAUCAUUAAUAUCAAAAGUACAAGUUAUAAAGAUGGAUUCUAUAAUGUCUCAUUUGAUACAUGAAAACAUUUAGUUUUAUUGCAAAAUUUUUAUACUUUGUGUUCAAUAUGUGAUUUGCUUUCUGUUACUUAAUGACGAUUUGUUCUAUGAUCAUGAAACAUGAGAUAAAAUAUCUUUUUUACAAA
This is a messenger RNA of Wasmannia auropunctata (little fire ant), 2271 nucleotides long. RefSeq lists its product as uncharacterized. NCBI's taxonomy places the organism in Eukaryota, Metazoa, Arthropoda, Insecta, Hymenoptera, Formicidae. The transcript is spliced from 4 exons. The coding region runs from base 432 to 2159 and encodes 575 amino acids. The record is from RefSeq and is a predicted model, not a curated record.